AAGGUGACAAAAAAGUAUGAAGGAGUAAAAAAAGAGAAUCAAAUCUUUAAUUUUAUGCAAUAUAUAAUAAUAAUAAAUAAAUAAACAGUAUCACCCAAAAAUUAAUUUCUCAAGAACAGCACUAUAAGAGCCCAAAUCGUCACCUCCUUUCUUUGCCUACUUCUCUCGUUUUUUUUACUCAUGAAAAGUUUAUAAUUUGGUUUCUGGUUUUAGUUUUCUUUCCAUUUAUGGGCUCAUUUGCUUCUUCUUGCACGUUAUAGUUUUCCUAAUUUUUUUUUUUGUUUUUUGUUUUUUUUUCAUUUUCUGUAGCCAUAUGUUUAUUUUCCCGAGAAAUAUUAUCCACACCCAGCUUUUUAAAUCUCUUUAACUCUGAGUCUCUGAUACUUAAAUACCACUCAUGCUUAUUAGCUCCACCAAAUCUGGAAAACCAAUAGAUUCGUUUUGCAAAAUCUCAGAGCUACCCUAAAAAUUCUCUCUUUUUGACUCACUAACCAGAUUUCGACUAGAUUUUACUCAAUUCAUUUGCAAAAGGAUAAAACUUUUAUAGAUUCCUUGAAGUGGGUGUGGGUCUAAGCAAUGCUUCAAAGAAAUUCCUAUGGUUUCUUCUCUAAACAAAAUAAAAGUGAAGUAUCAUUUGAUAGUGAUUUUUGUGUUCUUGCUUUGAUUCUCUUAUCUCUUCCUUCCCAUCAAUAAACCAAAAAUUUUAAUAUUAUCUUUGGGAAAUUCGUAAAUCCGUUGACCUUUGUCGGUAUGAUUUGUUCUUACUUAUCGUAAAAAAAAAUUAAAAAGAAAACAGAGCUAGGUUUUAGUUUUCGGACAUGGAGGUUCUGAGGCCGACGACGUCACACGUGUCCGGUGGGAACUGGCUUAUGGACGAGACUAAGAGCGCCGUCGCAGCUUCUGGCGAAGGUGCCACGUGGACGGCGGCGGAGAACAAGGCAUUCGAGAAUGCUUUGGCGGUUUACGACGACAACACUCCUGAUCGGUGGCAGAAGGUGGCGGCGGUGAUUCCGGGGAAGACCGUGAGUGACGUCAUUAGACAGUACAACGAUCUGGAAGCUGACGUCAGCAGCAUCGAGGCCGGUUUAAUCCCGGUCCCUGGUUACAUCACCUCGCCGCCUUUCACUCUAGAUUGGGCCGGUGGCGGUUGUAACGGGUUCAACCCGGGUCAUCAGGUUUGUAACAAACGGUCCCCGGCCGGUAGAUCGCCGGAACUGGAGAGGAAGAAAGGCGUUCCUUGGACGGAAGAAGAACACAAGCUAUUUCUAAUGGGUUUGAAGAAAUACGGGAAAGGAGAUUGGAGAAACAUAUCUCGGAACUUUGUGAUAACGCGAACGCCAACACAAGUCGCUAGCCACGCCCAAAAGUACUUUAUCCGGCAACUUCCUGGCGGCAAGGACAAAAGACGAGCAAGCAUUCACGACAUAACCACCGUGAAUCUCGAAGACGAAGCCUCUUUGGAGACCAGUAAGAGCUCCAUUGUUGUUGGAGAGCAGCGUUCAAGGCUAACCGCAUUUCCUUGGAACCCAACGGAUAACAAUGGAACCCAUGCAGAUGCUUUCAACAUAACGAUUGGAAACGCUAUUAGUGGCGUUCACUCGUACGGUCAGGUUCUGCUUGGAGGGUUUAACAAUGCGGAUUCUUGCUAUGACGCGCAAAACACAAUGUUUCAACUAUAGCUAAUGGAUCAUCCAUCUCUCUAAUUAAAGGGUGUAAGUGAAAAUCUUAAUUUUUCAUAUGGACAAAACAAUCAUAUUUGGUAACUGUACAAUAAACGUCCAUUGUUUUAAUUCCAAAUUGAAAUAGUAGAUAAAAGUCUCGUGACUGCAGUGACUAAGUAAUCUUUGAGUUAAAUUGUUAAUUGUUUAUUUUAUU
Molecule: messenger RNA, 1875 nt
Organism: Arabidopsis lyrata subsp. lyrata
Lineage: Eukaryota; Viridiplantae; Streptophyta; Magnoliopsida; Brassicales; Brassicaceae
Product: transcription factor DIVARICATA
Exons: 2
Coding region: 819-1679 (286 amino acids)
Molecular function (GO): DNA binding
Source: RefSeq, a predicted model, not a curated record